Messenger RNA from Pseudomyrmex gracilis, 456 nucleotides. Its product is annotated as N-acylneuraminate-9-phosphatase. The record is from RefSeq and is a predicted model, not a curated record. NCBI's taxonomy places the organism in Eukaryota, Metazoa, Arthropoda, Insecta, Hymenoptera, Formicidae. The transcript has 2 exons. The coding region runs from base 1 to 456 and encodes 151 amino acids.
AUGGCGCUGACGCCAAAUACGAUCUCCAUGCUGCGUCAAUUAGGAAAAAGAUAUCUGUUAGGGUUGAUCACCAACGGCCCGUCGAAUGCUCAGUGGGAGAAAAUACACAAGCUGUCCUUACAACAGUAUUUUAACGUUAUCCUUGUCUCUGGUGAUCUACCGUGGGAGAAACCGAAGGCAGAAAUAUUUCGAAAAGCUUGCCACUUUCUCAAUGUAAGACCAGAAAAAUGCAUUAUGGUUGGCGACAAAUUGGAGACCGAUAUUCUAGGAGGAAUUGAGGCAGGUCUUUGUGGAACUGUGUGGAUACCAACCGCGGAUAAAUUUCGUCUUUUAAGAGAUGGUCCUAAACCAGAUUUCAUAAUAAAACACGUAACGGAACUUAUGAAUAUACUGAAUAGAAGUCCUAACGCACCCGAACUCGAAGACUGUUCUUCAAAUGGAUCCGAUGGCAGUUAA